AUGUUUGCCGCCCGACAGGUUUCUCGCAACGCCCCGCGCUUUGCCGCCCAGGCUCGCGCUGGUGCUCAGCGCCGCUUCGCCAGCUCCGCCUCCGAGAACGAAUUCAUCAAGGAACGCCAACACAUCAAGGACCACGCCAAGGGCACAACCGAGCUCUGGAGGAAAAUUUCCGUCUACGGUGUCGCCCCUUGCAUCGUCGCCGCCGGCGCCAACGCCUACUACCUGUGGAACGAGCACUGGGAGCACUGGAGUCACAUGCCCGCUCUGGAGGAACGCACCGAGUACGCCUACCAGAACAUCCGUACCAAGAACUACCAGUGGGGUAACGGCGACAAGACUCUUUUCUGGAACGACGAUGUCAACUACCACAACAAGGAUAAGGUCGCGUAA
Messenger RNA from Cordyceps militaris CM01, 390 nucleotides. RefSeq names its product Cytochrome c oxidase, subunit VIa. Lineage: Eukaryota; Fungi; Ascomycota; Sordariomycetes; Hypocreales; Cordycipitaceae. The record is from RefSeq and is a predicted model, not a curated record. Gene Ontology annotation, cellular component: mitochondrial inner membrane. Gene Ontology annotation, biological process: mitochondrial electron transport, cytochrome c to oxygen. Gene Ontology annotation, molecular function: enzyme regulator activity. Bases 1 to 390 code for a protein of 129 amino acids. The transcript is spliced from 5 exons.